Molecule: messenger RNA, 590 nt
Organism: Centruroides sculpturatus (bark scorpion)
Lineage: Eukaryota; Metazoa; Arthropoda; Arachnida; Scorpiones; Buthidae
Product: Down syndrome cell adhesion molecule-like protein Dscam2
Exons: 3
Coding region: 66-590 (174 amino acids)
Source: RefSeq, a predicted model, not a curated record
AGCGCUGUUGUUCGGGUCGUUUCUGCAAUUGGGACGGCGUUGCAACGAUCCCAGGCGUGCAAACAAUGGUUUGGCAUUGUAUUAUAGGAUCACUGUUGAUGCUAGCUAAAGGAAUUUUGGCAUACAUGGAUUACAGGGCGCCCACGUUGACGUUGGAACCACCGAGUCGAUUGACAUUCCUCAAUAGCACAGGAGGAUCUGCUCCUUGUUCGGUUAUAGGAAAUCCCAGACCAACAGUUUAUUGGGUUACGAGUGAUGGAACUCCCGUAACAAAUAUACCAGGUUUAAGAACUUCUCUACCCAAUGGAACUUUAUACUUUCCACCCUUUCCAUCAGAGCGAUAUCGACAAGAUAUCCAUUCUGCCGUUUAUAGAUGUGUCGCCUCGAAUUUGGUUGGAAAAGUUGGUUCCAGAGACGUACACGUUAGAGCAGCAAAUUUAAGUGAUCGCCAUUUUUCUUUCUGUAAUGACAGUUUUGUUAUAAUAACAUUUGAUCAGACAACCGGAUGGCCGAGCGAGUUGACGCUCCAUUCUACUUUUCUGGAGGAUCCUGGCUUAAGUCCAAGCCAAUUUACUCAAGAAAAAUCUUAA